This is a messenger RNA of Miniopterus natalensis, 331 nucleotides long. It is a transcript of the gene CLDN23, whose product is annotated as claudin 23. The record is from RefSeq and is a predicted model, not a curated record. Gene Ontology annotation, molecular function: structural molecule activity. Lineage: Eukaryota; Metazoa; Chordata; Mammalia; Chiroptera; Miniopteridae. Gene Ontology annotation, cellular component: membrane; bicellular tight junction.
CCCGGGCAUGCGGACGCCGGUGGCGAUGACGCUGGGCAUGGUGCUCGCGCCCUGCGGGCUGCUGCUCACCCUGACGGGCACGCUGACGCCCGGCUGGCGGCAGGUGAAGGGCUUCCUCAACCAGCCGGUGGACGUGGUGCUGUACCAGGGCCUGUGGGACAUGUGCCGCGAGCAGAGCAGCCGCGAGCGCGAGUGCGGCCAGCCGGACCAGCUGGGCUACUUCAAGGCCGAGCCGGUGCUGGUGGCACGGGGACUGAUGCCCACGUCGCUGGCCCUCACCGCCCUGGGGCUGCUGCUGGCGUCGCUGGGCGUGCGCUGCUGGUUCUGUUAA